AUGGAUAAAUACAUUCAAUCCAACACUGCUCCUGUUUGUCAUUCGACUCUCUGUGAUUAUGAACUUUCUCGAUAUGAUGUAGCAUGCUUACCACUCGAAGCCGAUAUUAUUAAGCGUUUAUUAACUUGUGUCAAAAGUACUCAACGUGCUCAAUGUCCUUCAUGUUCCUUCUAUGUCGAUUUUAAUACCAUGGACGAUUUUCAAAAACAUGUAGUUUCAUGUAACUCAGAAAAUUUGAUUCCUUGUGAAUAUUGUCAUUGUCUAUAUAAUGUUCAUCAAUUGGAUGGUCAUUCACGACAAUGUAGGAAUGUUCCUUCAGCUCAACAACAACAAGCGUUAAUCGAUUUCAUCUUACCUCGAACUAAAUAUCCACUAACGGUACAACAGAUUCGAGUCUUUAUCGAAAAUAGAAAGAAGACCCGUUUGCCACUCGAUCCACAUUCCAUUGUUGAAACACUAGCUGAGUUUGAUGGUGCCUUUCCGUUUGAGAUUCCAACUCGUGUCUGCGACGUGUGUAUGGAAACAUGUGUUUAUGAUGAUAUUUUUGUUUUCGGUUGCGAGGAACAUCAUAAACUAUGCUAUGGAUGCUUUGGAGAUUCAUGUACAUCAAAGAUGAACAGUAAUGGAAUACUUACAUGUGGACUGUGUGCUUACGAACUGCAAGAAGGAGAAAUCAGACAAUUGCGAGUACCAGAUGAUCGAAAGCAACAAUUUCUGGAUUACCAAAUUCAGAAAACAUUCAGUGCUUAUGCUGGCGGUACUGUAGGAGUAAUUAGAUGUCCAAACCAAGCAUGCAAAUGGGUAGCUGAGGCACAGAAUCCUAAUGACCGCUUUCAAGUUCAAUGCCCCAUGUGUGGCUAUGAGUUUUGCUCACUUUGUAGUCAACAAUACCAUUUUCGAACAACAUGCCAACAAAUUCCUGAAAUUACACAACGUUGGUUCUUUUGGUGUAAUACAGAACGUGGUAAUUAUUGGCAAGCUCGAGCACAACAAGAUGCUAACUUUAGGGCACAGGUGGAAGAUUAUGAACGACAAAAAGCUGCUAAUGUUCAACGAAAUCAAGAACUGGCUCAACGUUACAAUGAACUAUUGGCUGAUGAAAAUUAUAAAGCUCAAAGUUGUCGUCUCUGUCCACACUGUCAACGAGUUGUACAGCAUCUAAGUGGAUGCGAUCUAAUGGUAUGCGGUCGAAAUUAUCAUGGCGGUGACGAUCAGUCUGGUUGUGGUAAAGGUUUUAAUUGGUCUCAAGCUCUUCCUUACGCACCCAUUAACAAUACAGGUCCACAGCAAGUUACAAAUGAUCUACCUUCUCCUGAGCAACAAAAGCUUAUAGUGCAUACAGGUGUUCAAUGUGAUGCUUGUCACAAUGAAGUUCAAGGUAUUCGAUUCGAUUGUAUUCAUUGUGCUUCGUUAAUAUUCUGUGAAAAGUGUGAACAACGUUCCACUCUCGAGCAUUCAAAUGAAAUACGCAAUCAACAAAAACAACAGCAUGUUUUUCAACUGAUAUCACGACCGCUAAACGAAAACAAUGGACAAUGA
Rotaria sp. Silwood2 is the source of this 1539-nucleotide messenger RNA. Lineage: Eukaryota; Metazoa; Rotifera; Eurotatoria; Philodinida; Philodinidae. The record is from the annotation of a GenBank genome assembly.